Molecule: messenger RNA, 328 nt
Organism: Ambispora leptoticha
Lineage: Eukaryota; Fungi; Glomeromycota; Glomeromycetes; Archaeosporales; Ambisporaceae
Source: the annotation of a GenBank genome assembly
AUGGUAUAUCAAGUUGAUGUAUCAACCUUUGAAGUUAAAAGUGAUAAUGGCAACUUCCGUAUCGUAGUUUUUGCUUUAUUAACUUGUACCUGUCAACAAUUUCAAGAGUAUCAGUUUCCUUGUGUAUAUUCCUGUGCUGCCAUUCUUAAAACACAUCAGCAACUCUCACAAUUUGUACAUUUUACAUAUCAUACUACCACUCUUAAGAAUGUUUACAAGGAAUCAGUUUAUCCUGUUGAUGCAGAAAUGUGUCUUCUUGAUAAUGAAACUUUACUACCGACUGCAAUUAAGCAAGCAGGAUGUCCAAGAAAAAUUCGUUUACAUAGUC